AUGGAGCAUGUUUCCUACUUGUGUGACUUAAGCUUCUAUUCGUCAUGUGGAGUUGGGGAUUCGUUAAUUGCGUCUGACAAGAUGGGAGCGGUGCAUAUAGUUGCGCCUGUGAUGAGUGUGCUGUGUGUGGAUCAUUUCAAGAAGGACAUCAAGUUCUAUCCCAUUGAUGACGUAUGCUUUACUACAGCAGACAUGUUCAAGGGAAUACGGGUUUGGGAUAGAUGUCUUGGAGAGGUUGUAUAUUCCUACAAGGAAGACAGUAUUAGGAUGCACACAUAUAGCAAGAAUGGGUGCUUGGCGGCUGUUGGAGAGGGGUGUGUGAAGCUUUACGACCUCCGAGUCAGAUACAAUAUCGAUGCAGUGCCUCUGAGGAUGUGCAGGAAGGCCGAGUGGGGAAAUGAUAGGAUAUACUGUAUCAAUGAUGAGUGUGUGGUUGAGUAUGACACCCGGAACACAAGCAGUAUGGUGUGUGAGGAGAAGAGUGAGGCACAGAUGAAAAAAAAGGGGAUUGAAGGGAUUCUUGACUUUGCCAGUGUCAGCCGGGGGGAGUUCUGCACGGUCCGGAGGGGAAAUACGGUGUAUCUAAUGAGGCUGUCUGGGCUCGAUGUAAUGGAAGGAACAAGAAGAACAUCUAUUGGGGGUAAGAUGAUAAAGGUUAAGGAUUCUCCUGAUGACUUUGUGAUUGGGACAGUAGAUGGAAAUGGAAUAGGCUUUUACGAAUACAAGGAUACCUGGACACAUGAGUUUGAAGGGUUUACAAGUGUGGACUGGAUAUGGUUUGGAAAGAGCAAGACCUACAUGUUUGCGGAUAGAAAGGCAUAUUUUAUGGAGGGAGGAUACGAAAGGUUCAAGAGUGUUAUGAGAGGGGGGCCAGUGAGGGAAUGA
Molecule: messenger RNA, 885 nt
Organism: Encephalitozoon hellem ATCC 50504
Lineage: Eukaryota; Fungi; Microsporidia; Unikaryonidae
Exons: 1
Coding region: 1-885 (294 amino acids)
Molecular function (GO): protein binding
Source: RefSeq, a predicted model, not a curated record